AUGGCGCCCCGUGUGUGGUUGAUUACUGGCUGUUCGUCCGGCUUCGGGAAAGAGAUUGCUAUUCAGGUCCUAGAACGAGGCGAUAAGGUCAUUGCUACUGCACGCAAUGUUUCCAGAAUCGCUGCGCUGAGGGAUGCUGGUGCCGAGGUUCUCGACCUCGACGUCUCAGCGGGUUUCAAAACCAUCGAAGAAACAGUCAAAGCCGCCCACGAUAUAUACGGAAGAUUAGAUAUCCUGGUCAACAAUGCAGCAUUCGUUCAAGAAGGUGCCGUUGAGGAGUUAAGUCCCGAAGAGGUCCUUUCAUGUUUCAACACCAAUGUCUUUGGUGCGUUAAACGUUGUUCGAGCUGUCGGCCCCUACAUGCGACAGCAGCGAAGCGGAAUAAUAGCAAAUGUAUCGAGUAUGGCGGGAUGGAUUGGAAUUCCGGGUUGUGGAGUUUAUGCCGCUACCAAGGCGGCAUUGUCUUGCAUCUCAGAGGCCUUGACUCACGAAUUGGCCCCUUUCGGCAUCACUGUGACAGCAAUAGAACCAGGAUACUUUAGAUCCAAUUUAUUGCAGCUGGGCAAUCGAAAUCGACCGAUGAAUCGCCUUGCCCAUUACGACGGAACUGCGGCCCACGAGACUGCAGAUCAUCUUGACAAGGUUAAUAACAAGCAACUUGGAAAUGUGGCCAAAGGCUGCAGCGUCAUUAUUGAUGUCUUGACUCAGAGCGGGACGGCAUCCGGUCGUGAUAUUCCUAUUCGGCUGCCACUUGGCUCGGACAUGAUUCAGUGUGUUGGGAUGAAAUGCAGGGAAACCUUGGCACUUUUGGAUGAAUGGAAAGACAUAGCCUCAUCAACAGCCCAUGAUGAUGUGCAGUGA
Molecule: messenger RNA, 861 nt
Organism: Coccidioides posadasii C735 delta SOWgp
Lineage: Eukaryota; Fungi; Ascomycota; Eurotiomycetes; Onygenales; Onygenaceae
Product: putative secondary metabolism biosynthetic enzyme
Source: RefSeq, a predicted model, not a curated record